Messenger RNA from Aspergillus mulundensis, 6192 nucleotides. RefSeq names its product anaphase promoting complex subunit 1. Gene Ontology annotation, molecular function: molecular adaptor activity. The record is from RefSeq and is a predicted model, not a curated record. Lineage: Eukaryota; Fungi; Ascomycota; Eurotiomycetes; Eurotiales; Aspergillaceae. The coding region runs from base 1 to 6192 and encodes 2063 amino acids. Gene Ontology annotation, biological process: anaphase-promoting complex-dependent catabolic process; protein K11-linked ubiquitination; metaphase/anaphase transition of mitotic cell cycle. The transcript has a single exon. Gene Ontology annotation, cellular component: anaphase-promoting complex.
AUGUCUACAGUACGGUCUCUCGGCCUGCACGAAUCGCCGGCCAUCCCAUUUCUCAUCGCGGAGGAUCUUUUGCCCCCCGAACCAUCAGAGAAGCUCUACUCAUGGUCAACGUCCGUUGAUACGGGCCCGGACGGUCCUGUUGAGGACGAGUUAGUAUGGACAAAAAGCUGUGUGGUAUGGUCUCGGGCGGGCGUGAUCCAGAGGGUCUUCCGGUUAGAUCUCGAGAAGGAGGAUAUACGGCAUGCUUUGUUGACAAAUUUUGCCGUGAGCAAAGUCAAACGAACCAGCGGCGGGUCUUCUACAGCAUCGCAUAAGACGAACAGUCAUUCAGAUCAGCCCAGCGACACGGAAUCAUCAGAGGGCACAGAAGCAAGGGGAAGAACAUCCAGCAAAGACUCAUCACGAGCAUUAGUCGCCAUUCUCAAGUCGCAAGCUCAUAUCUUCUUCCUGGAGGGCAACAGCCAUGUCGUUCCUCUACCAUUCGAGGUCGACUCGGUAUUUGCGACACCUCGUGGUUUACUAUUGCAGAGGAAGGUUGCCGACGAGAAUCACACUAGUGGCCACCCAAUGGCGCCACCGAAUUCAUUCUUGUCAUUCUCCCAGGACUUUCGCGCUUCUCAGUCUUCAGGCAAGGCGCAACGAGCGUCAUUGAGCACCAUUCCAGCUCAAAGCCCUGGCUGGAAGCCCCGUACAAACAAGCGUGCAGAUCUCCCUAGGGUAUUCUCUCUUAUGGACCCCCAUUCGGAGAUGGGCUUGGUCGUAACGAAUCAAGCUUCUCGAUGGCUACAAACGAGCAGGUUGAGUAGACCAUCUGGAUAUGAUGUCCUUGACCCUGCAGACGAGAUCAUCUACGUCUCCCCCCGCGAUGAACUAUCAGGAACAUACCUUGCCAAUCCGAAAACUCCCCUUAUCCUCGUUUUGACUGUCAAUACCACUACCGGGUUGUAUACACUUUGGCACGCGCGUUAUCGGGAGAGCGAGACUGUCCCGUCUUCAAAGAAAAAAAGACGCCGCGAAACCGGCGGCACUCGCUCUAAGAGGCGUAGCUCCCAUUUUGGAAUGACCCCAGGGACAACAACGCCGGGUGCGCGCUCUACCACCGCGAGAGAGAGCUUUGGCCCAAGGGGUGAUAACUGGAACGCAUCUGUCAUGUCUCACUCGCAGUACUCUACUGAAGGAAGACCAGAUGACGAUGAGGAUGAUUUUGCUUCUAAGUUGGGUCAGGAGUUCACCGAAAUCGGUGUUCCCUCGAAGACUUCCAGACGAGUGAGCUCGAUGUUAGCCCGUGCGGACCUAGCGACCAGCCAGGAUAGGAUUGCGUUCUCUGAUCUUGCGACAGGGAGCCAGUCGAGCACAAUUUAUCCAUCGGGCUUGCGGCAGUCAAUAGGGGCAGGCAGCGCCCGCGGUAGCUUUGGCUUCAAUCCAAGGGGUUCCUUACCACCUGGAGCCGGUUCCGUUUACAGCACCACAAGCAGCUUUGUCGACCCCCCUGCAGACAAACUCCUGGAGGAGUUGAAUAAUGAAAGUCUCUUCGAAGGAAUGGAGAAUAUGAAUCUCAAAGAGUCAGGUUCCGGUCUUCCCGAAGAGGUCUUUCUGUUUAAAGUGGAAAGCUUUUCUUCAAAGUUCUCUGGAAGCUUUCUGGCGCCAUCGAAGUUGAAGUCAUCCAGGAAAUUGAAAGUGGUAACCAUAUGCCCGACGGACUACGCGUCCGCGCACAGUGGGAGCUCGACGCCGGUGGCUCUCUAUUUGGUGGAUCAAGAGGCGAAAUCUUUGACCGUCGUCAGCAUACGAGCUGAGAGUGUGAAGAAGCCGACGAAAGAUGCUGUGUUCUCGAAGAGGUCCAAAGUUAAGCCGGCCACUGAUGAACGCACUAUACUCGUACAAGCAACCGGCAUUCAGCAUGCCUCGGGAACGUUAGAUGUAUGCAAGGUGGUAGACGGAGGUCUCUCGCGAAUUAUCACCCUGAGUGUGACCGACACUGGGAGUUCGAUCCUACAGUUACAGAUGCAGUGGAACAGCCCUCUAGUCCUUGACCUGCCUGACAAGUUCCUGUUGCAUGAAACCGAUGCGCUUUCCUCCAUCAUGACUGUCAAUCUUCCUCGAGAAGGGGGCAUGAAACGCGUUAUGACUGAUUCCUCAAUUACCAUAGUUGGCCUGGACCAUUCUGCUGCUGACGGCAAGUUCGACGUAAUAGAUUCGGCGAAGCGAAGGCAUAAGCUUCAGAUUCGUAUGGAACCCACAAAUGUCCUGGUUCAGAAAGCAUUUAGUGUGUGCCGAUUUGCUUUGGGUGGUUACUUUCCUGACAAGGUGGCCGACGGGCUUUUGAUAGGCUGGUGGGAAACCAUGAAAUGGCUUCAGGAACGGGAAACGGGCGAGAACGACCUUGAGUGGACUGCGCUGGUGAUUACUCUCUUUGCACAAGCCAUUCCAUUCAUUGAAGGUGACUACUCCGGGACCACGGCCAGGCAGACUCGCAGAAAAAGAGGCCUCCUGAGGUCUAGCAGUGGUAGCUAUGUUGACACGGAGAGCUGGGAAUCUAUGCUAGAUCAAGAGUCCGGGUCCUCUGGGGUGGUAGCCCCUUGGAUGAACACUGCCUCUUGGGAUUGGAUUGUCGAGCAAGAUGCUGAAGACGACAGCACGGCCAGCAACGGGAGAAAGUUUCACAAAGAAACGCCCCCGUCUAGUCGCUCUACCUGCCGCAAAAACACCUAUCUUCUCCGGUGCGCCGCACUAACCAGGGAGUUUCUACGAAGCCCUCGGGGCAAUAUGGCGAUUGGAAGCGACGGCCAUCUUCGCAAGGCACUCGUCAACAGUGAACAUUCAAAGCACACUCCCAUAUGUACCAUUCUAGUUGCUUUGCACCUCCUUCGAGAGGAGCAGAAGCUGUCAGCGUGUGAUGAAGAGCAAUCACACAAAUCAUUGGGCCUCCUUGCCCCAGUCCUAGCACAGCUGGGUGGGUGGCUUGGAUGGUCCUCCUGGAAUUGGACGAAGGAUUCCUACUAUGGACUUGAAAUCGCUAGCAUAGGCCGCUGGCAAUUUGAGGAUACUCGGAUGGCCGGAUCGAAACUUCCUGUUGAACCGCUUGCACCCCCUUCAAUCUACGCGUUCUUAGAAAAGGCCUGGCGUGGAGAACCCUGUCAUUUCUGGAGUUUACUUAACCUCAUCAACUCUGAUGAUCACCCAAGGAGAGGAAGGAUGUGGCAGUGGUGUUCCACUCUGACUCCGAGGUCUCUUGCGCUCGAAGGGUUCGUCCACGAAAUGCACGAUAAAUCAAGUGUUUUUGAACGGAUACAACUUCUUCAUCGCUGGGGACUGACGCGCAGCGUUAUUGAGACAUUCCCAGCGGGCGUCAGCACGCCCUUGUACGAGGCUAUUCUCCAGUCGCAGACCCAUGCUUCGACCUCGUGGAACUCAUCUCUCUUGGAACUAAUUGACCGAGACGACCUGAACAUCUCAAUGAGUCAAUUAAGUACCGCUCGUCCGCCUCCGCCGUCCCAGCCCAAUGCCUCCCACGAUUCUAUGCGUGACUAUCAUCAUAUCAGCAAUUCUGCACUGGAUAUUGAUGCGAUCAACUCGUUUGAAGCUUCCGCUGAAGCUGAUCGCUUUUCAGUAACAAGACUGAUCUUCCGCGAGGACAAGCGCUUCAUUGAAGCCGCGCGGUUACUAAACCAGUCCAAGGCCCCUGCAGCAGAGUGCACCCCGGAACCAGAGUGGACUGACUCGGAUCUGCUUGAGGCACAAAAAGAGGUGGUACAGUUAGUUACCCUGCGGACGUUGUCCAUCCCGACUGGGCGUGCCAUGCUCGCUUUUAGUGGUCGCCUUCCUCUCCUCACUGAGAAGCUCCCAAUACCAUCAUUCUCGUUGCAAUGCGUGAUGAAACCUUCAAACGUGACUAUAAGUGCAGAUAGAGCCUCCUUCCACGAGGAGAAGAUUUGCUGGGCCUUCUUCCACAACGGAGUUUCCACUGGCCUCGCUAUUUCGAGAAACUCGAGGGGAAUUGACACAUCGUGGAUUCUGUUUAACAAGCCCCAAGAAUUGACGAACCGGCAUGCUGGUUUCCUUUUGGCGCUGGGUCUUAACGGACAUUUGCGGUCUCUGGCUAAAUGGGUGGCUUUCAAGUACCUGACUCCCAAACAUACAAUGACUUCAAUCGGUCUAUUGCUUGGUUUAUCUGCGUCCUACCUCGGCACAAUGGACACACUGGUCACUCGACUGCUGUCCGUACAUGUAACCAGGAUGCUCCCUAUGGGAGCCGCAGAGCUCAACCUAUCACCGCUGACGCAGACGGCGGGAAUCAUGGGUAUAGGCCUCUUGUACUGCAAUUCUCAACAUCGGCGAAUGAGUGAAGUUAUGCUCUCAGAGAUUGAGAAUUCGGAUGCGGAGGAAGGCUCCGCUACUCACGAGGGUUUUCGUGAUGAGGGGUAUCGGCUAGCUGCAGGAUUUGCCCUUGGAUUCAUUAACCUAGGAAAGGGCCAAGACCUAAAGGGAAUGCGAGAUAUGCACAUAGUUGAGAGAUUACUCGCUGUCGCGGUGGGUACUAAGAACGUCGAUCUAGCUCACGUCCUUGACCGAGCAACGGCUGGAGCGACGAUUGCUCUAGCGAUCAUCUUCAUGAAGACCAACGAUGAGACUCUCGCCCAAAAGGUGGAUAUUCCCGACACCACAGUCCGCUUUGAUUAUGUACGACCGGAUCUCUUCCUUCUCCGCACGCUCGCGCGACAUGUCAUCAUGUGGGACCGUAUCCAGGCCUGUGAUGAUUGGUUUAUAGAGAGUCUCCCAGAAGUAUACCGCCGCCGCUACCGUCUGACUGGUGUGCGACGUCUGAAAAGCAACGAUAUGCCGUUCUUCAACAUCAUUGCCGGUCUUUGUUUCGCCCUUGGGUUACGGUUCGCUGGCUCGCCGGACCCAAUAGUCCGUGAUAUCCUCCUUUCUUACCUCGACCAGUUCAUCCGCAUCUCUCGCCUUCCAACAGCCAGCUACGAUGCAAGGCUGGCUCGAAACUCGGUCCGCCACUGCCAAGAUGUCGUUGCAUUGUCCCUGGCGGCCGUCAUGGCAGGAACGGGAGACUUGGCUUUGUUCCGGCGUCUACGUUCUCUUCACGGUCGGGUGGAUCCUGAUACACCAUACGGAAGCCAUAUGGCCGCUCACAUGGCUAUUGGAAUGCUGUUCUUGGGCGGAGGAAGCUAUACAUUAGGCACUUCGAACCUCGCAACCGCGUCUUUAAUCUGCUCCCUUUAUCCUAUCUUCCCAACAACGGUGCUCGACAACAAAUGCCACCUGCAAGCCUUCCGUCACUUAUGGGUCCUUGCCGCAGAACCACGCUGCAUAAUUCCCCGUGAUCUUGAUUCUGAACGACCGGUAUCGAUGCCGAUUACCAUAACAAACACCAACGGCCUCAGUGACACCUUCACUGCUCCCUGUUUACUACCUGACCUGAGUCGCAUAGCCAAGGUGGAAGUCCUCUGUCCAGACUAUUGGCCGCUAGUCCUAGAUUUCACCUCCAAUCCAGAAGUCCGCGAGAAAUUCCAACGAGGCGACCAGUCGAUCUACCUACGCCGAAAAGCAACCUACAACCCAACCGGCUCCUCUUUCUUCUGCUCCACACUAGCCGGACUGAGCAGCGCCCAAGAUAUCCUUUCUUCAUCUUCCACCUCAGCCUCUAACCAGGGCAAGGGUCUACCACCCUCCGCUCUACCGGACGUCUCCGCCCUCCUCGCCAAGAACUCCCACCGAUUUACAGCGAGACCCGCAACCCAGAGUAUCUGGGACUGGAUCUUCCAGUUAGACUCCCUGGACGGCCUCCUAGACGCUCGGGAGAAGGAACUCGUCCUCCCAUCCUCCUUCCCUACACGGCCGCGCUCAUCCCCUACCCCGCACGAUGCCCCCUGGCUUCGUCAGUCCGCUGUAGACAGCAAACUCCUCACCGAGCGGACCGUGCAAAACGUCAUACAAGCGGCGACAGGCCGCGGUGCUAGCCCGGACGAAGUGCGAGACCGGCUCUGGCAGCUGAGAUUGCUUUUUGCUUGGAUAGACGCUGGCUCCUCUUUCCCGUCAGAGAACGAUGGGGAGAAGGGUGAUGGAGAGGAGUUGGGGUCUGCGUCGACGAGCGGGCUCUGGCUGAGGAAGGAUUAUAUUGAGGAGUUGAGAUGGAAGAUUUGGGGGGUUCAGGCUGGUGGGGAAAGAGGGUUUUAG